Molecule: messenger RNA, 1658 nt
Organism: Rosa rugosa (rugosa rose)
Lineage: Eukaryota; Viridiplantae; Streptophyta; Magnoliopsida; Rosales; Rosaceae
Product: aspartic proteinase CDR1-like
Exons: 1
Coding region: 146-1471 (441 amino acids)
Cellular component (GO): extracellular region
Source: RefSeq, a predicted model, not a curated record
AGGUUAAUACCGAAGUGGAUAUCCGUGGAGCGAAAUAACUUUUUGAUAUUUAAAGAUCACAAAUCUUUGAAUAUAAAAUUUUUUCCAACAUCCAUUGCCUCCAAUUUGACUUCUUUUCUUCUUAUCACCACCUAAACUCGACCUUAUGGCUGUCCUAUGUCCUUUACACAAAAAUAAUUAUACUAUGGCUGUCAUCACCCUUUUUUUCUUUCAUCUCAUUUAUAACUCUGCUACAGUAGCAACCAAUAUCAAUGGUGGCUUCAGCGCUCAUCUUAUCCAAAAAAAUUCUCCAAAUUCACCAUUGCACCAACACAAAAACAACAAAUUUUUUCGACGGUUGAUGGGUCCAGACACGCCAGGAUCACCAAUGCAAUUCGAUGCAGGUAGUGGCUCACAUAUUAUGAAGUUCUCAAUGGGAACCCCGCUCUUCGAUAUUUAUGCAAUUGUUGAUACAGGCAGCGAUCUACUAUGGACGCAAUGCCAGCCUUGUCAAGGUUGCUACAAGAGCAACUUUGGCGUUUUUGACCCGAGAAAAUCCUCAACUCAUAAGAACAUUACUUGUCGGUCAAGAGACUGUAGACUCCUCGACUCGUUAUAUGUAUAUGACUAUUGUAUACAAAAACCUACGGGAAAUUGUGUUUAUAGCUACGAGUAUCUAGACGGGACAGGCUCAAUGGGUCUAUUGGGUAAAGAAACAGUUACCUUGACAUCCACUACAGGUAAAGUUGUAGCCCUAAAAGAUAUUAUUUUUGGGUGUGGGUAUCAAAACAAUGAAUCUAUUUCAAGUGGAAAUAUAAUGGGAAUGAUUGGGCUUGGACGUGGGCCAUUAUCAUUGAUUUCUCAAAUUUCUCCCUAUGUUGGAGGCAAAAGAUUCUCUUAUUGCUUGGUGCAAGAUCCCAAAAUCCAAAGCAAGAUCUAUUUCGGGAAUGGGAGUGAAGUUUUGGGUGAAGGAGUGGUGACAACCCCUAUGGUCGAUAUUGAACCAAACGAGAAUAGUUAUCUUGUCACAGUAUUAGGAAUUACCAUCGAAAAUGAGUUUCUUUCUUUUAACUCAACUGGGACAUUACUCAAUAAAGGUAACAUGAAUGUCGAUAGCGGUACAUCUACGUCACGUUUACCACAAGACUUUUUUGACCGGAUGGUGUCUCAGCUAAAAAAGGUAGUUAAAUUGGAGUCAUUCAUAUAUACCAAGGAUAUGAUGAGUCUCCUUUGCUUUAACUCCACGACGCCUCCAAAAUUAACACCAAUGGUUUUCCAUUUUGAGGGUGGUAGCAAACUGCCGGUGGCGAUGGACGAAUUAUUUUCUGAAGAAAUGCCUGGGGCAUUUUGCUUAGGAAUUUCAAACAUAACUAAUGGGCAUCAAGGUUAUUUCGGAGGUUCUCUACAGACAAAUCUCUUGAUUGGUUUUGACUCUGAUAAAAAAGUGAUAUCCUUCAAGCCAACUAAUUGCGCAGACUUUAACAAAAACUAAUUGCCUGAACUACUAGGUGGUGGUAUAAAUUUUGUAUUUUCUUUUUCUCCUUUUCUCCACUUGGCUAUUUGUAUUUACUUUGGAUUAUGAAUUUUUCCUUUGUAGACUAAAAACAUGGGUGGCGUUUUAUUUUCAAGAAUUCGGCACAUUGCUCUUUUGAUAGGCCAAAAGUGGCAAUCAAUUUAAA